Messenger RNA from Prinia subflava (tawny-flanked prinia), 898 nucleotides. It is a transcript of the gene RHEBL1, whose product is annotated as RHEB like 1. Bases 1 to 453 code for a protein of 150 amino acids. The record is from RefSeq and is a predicted model, not a curated record. The transcript is spliced from 7 exons. Lineage: Eukaryota; Metazoa; Chordata; Aves; Passeriformes; Cisticolidae. Gene Ontology annotation, molecular function: GTP binding; GTPase activity.
AUGGAGUGCUAUGAGAGAGCAGUAGGUCCCACCUACAACAGGGGGGGGGUGGUGGGCACGGAUGGCUUCCAGCUGCAGCUGGGGGACACAGCCAGGCAGGAUGAGGACACCAUCCUGCCACACUCCUUCAUCACUGGCAUCCAUGGCUACGUCCUGAUCUGCUCAGUGACAUCCCUGCAGAGCUUCCAGGUGGUCAAGACCCUCCACAAAAAGCUGUAUGAGCCGGGGGAGACACAGGAGGUGCUCAUGCCCAUGGUGCUGGUGGGGAACAAGGCAGACCUGGCCCUGCAGAGCUGGGAAGUGAGGACAGAUGAAGGAAAGGAGUCAUGGGAGUCCAUUUUCCUCGAGUCCUCAGCCAAGGAGAGCCAGGUGACCACGGGGAUCUCCAUGAAGUCACUGAGGAGAUCCACCAGGUGGACAAUUCCUAUGGCAGAUCCACCAGCUGCUGCCUGAUGUGACCCCUGGGAUGGGACAGGACCCCCGGAGGCACCGGACCCUUCCCCAAAACCUUCACCCAAACCACAGCAGUGGCUUUUAGGAAGCCACGGGGUCCUGCUGCGGUUUGGAACCCCUCACUGUACACAGGGGGCUGGGAGCGGGCUGGGGGGUUCUGUCCCAGCCAGGAGCCCCCCAGCUCAUCACCGCUGUCCCCCACAUGCACAAGGACAGGUCUGGGCCGUUCGUGCUGUGGCAGCCAGGGCUGAAUGCGGGUGUUGUUCCCAGCGUGGGGCCGGACCCGUGGGAGUCAGGGCUCAAACAAUUAAACGUUGUUUUGUCCGUAAACCCCUGGACUGGGGGGGCUGUUCCUUGCUGGGGGGAGGCAGCACAUGAGGCCCCCUCCAACACCCCAGCACGGGGGUCUGUCCAACCCUGGAUGUGUUUUGGGGCUGAGCCCCCC